Wallemia ichthyophaga EXF-994 is the source of this 3657-nucleotide messenger RNA. RefSeq names its product Protein kinase kin1. Gene Ontology annotation, cellular component: cytoplasm. The transcript has 4 exons. The coding region runs from base 1 to 3657 and encodes 1218 amino acids. Gene Ontology annotation, biological process: microtubule cytoskeleton organization; intracellular signal transduction; protein phosphorylation. The record is from RefSeq and is a predicted model, not a curated record. Gene Ontology annotation, molecular function: protein serine/threonine kinase activity; ATP binding; tau-protein kinase activity. NCBI's taxonomy places the organism in Eukaryota, Fungi, Basidiomycota, Wallemiomycetes, Wallemiales, Wallemiaceae.
AUGACGACGACAACGACGACCCAGCAGCAGCAGCGAGAGCAGCACACGCAGCAAGCACAGCAGCCACAGCAACCACCUCCAAACACACCUGCCCAACCCUCCCACACCCACUCACGCCCAUCCACCAAAGCCAGAAUGCUUGGAGAUUACGUUCUCGGUAAAACCCUGGGCGCUGGCUCUAUGGGCAAAGUCAAGAUUGGUGUACACGUCCUUACCGGCGAGAAAGUCGCUAUUAAGAUUAUACCACGCUUCACUUCCACAAACGCUCUAAAUUCAAUCCCUCCAAAUCAGCCAAAACCUACUCAAUCCUUUAUCAACAAAGCUCACAACAAAGAUCUCUCCAAGGAAGUUAGAACGGUAAGAGAAGCCUCUAUUUGUCUCCUCCUCUUUCACCCUUUCAUUUGCGGUAUGAGAGAAAUGUCCGUUUACUCACAACAUUACUACAUGCUCAACGAAUUCGUCAAUGGCGGUCAAAUGCUUGAUUACAUCAUCUCACACGGUAGACUUAAAGAGAGAAGUGCACGUUCUUUCGCCAGGCAAAUCUCUUCUGCACUUUCCUACUGCCACGCUAACUCCAUCGUUCAUCGUGAUCUCAAAAUUGAGAACAUCCUCAUUUCCAAAACUGGUAAUAUUAAAAUUAUCGACUUUGGCUUGAGCAAUAUCUGGUCCCCACAUUCAAAUCUCAACACUUUCUGUGGCUCUCUAUACUUUGCCGCUCCCGAACUCCUUAACGCUCGCGCUUACUCGGGUCCUGAAGUUGACAUUUGGAGUUUCGGUAUUGUUUUAUACGUUUUGGUCGCCGGGAAAGUUCCGUUCGAUGACCAGUCGAUGCCUGCCUUGCACGCAAAGAUUAAACGUGGUCAUGUUGAUUAUCCUGCGUGGUUGAGUACAGAAUGCAAAUCUCUGCUAUCUUCCAUGUUGGUGACAAACCCUCUCCUGCGCGCUUCAUUGAAUCAUGUCUCACAUCACCCUUGGAUGAUUAAAGGUCAUUCCGGGCCCCCGCACUCCCACAUUCCUCCUCGCCAGCCCCUUCGCCCUGAUAUCACGUUCGACCCUCAAGUCAUCAAAGGCAUGAUGGGCUUUGAGUUUGGUAAUGAAUAUGAAAUAGAGCAUAAAUUGCGCCAAGUUCUCAACUCCCCUGCAUAUCUCAACUCUCUUGCCGAAUGGGACAAGAAAAAUCUCAAGACAUCUUAUAAGUCUGAUCCAGAGUUGAAUAACUAUAACAAUGAUUUGAACGCGCAAAUUCAGCAUACUCCACACCAUCACCGUAGAUUCUCUCAGCAACUCAACAACAAUGUGGAGAAGGAUCUACCGACAUCAAUAAGUGCAGACAACACUCAGCGAACAUCGAGAUUAUCCAAGAGAUUUUCCGGUUUAGAUUUCUACAAGCGCAAAAUCGCUGGCACAUCAAUCGCAAAUGCCUUUACAUCAAUCAAUGACCAGACACAAAUCGGCGAAAAGGAGAAAGAACCUAAGUAUGACACAUCCAAACCAUACCUAAAUCCCACGCAGGGGUUCCAUCCACUCAUCUCCAUAUAUUUUCUCGUCAGUGAGAAACAGCAACGCGACAAAAAUUUCGGUCCUGGCUUGUUCGCCAGCUCACAGGUAUCGUUAGCGACGAUGGCGAACCAAGCACACGCGCAAGUGCACAGUCCCGUUACCCCGUCUGAUCACAGUGUAUAUGCGCAAUAUGAGCGCAAUCGCCCGCCUCCACCUGUAGCGCCCAUACCUCUUCCUCUUUCGCAAUCCGACGAAGAAGGUAUGCGGCGAUCGACGAGCAAUAGCAGCAUGAUGCCAGUCGCUCGCCAGCGCCUGUCGAGCACAAACAGUCGAGCGCGUCCUUUAACGAUAUCGGAAUAUACCCAGGGCACUAACGCCAACGCCGACCAUAAUACGCACCAACAGCACCAGCAACUGUAUGGCCAGUAUAGCCAGUAUGGCCAGUAUAAUAAUUACAGUCAGUACCCCCCAGCGCAACAACCGACGCCUGUUCCCAAUCGCGUAACUAGCAACAUGCACGGGAGUGGGAGUGGGGGUGUGAAUGGGAGUGCAAAUGCAAGUACAAAUGCGUCAACAGUAGUACGCUCGCCCAGCUCCCCAGCGAUGAACAAUUCGCGACAGCAUACACGCGCGCGUGCGAAUCCAUUGGAUGUUGGUACCGCAGCACCUAUUCAGCCGCCUCCACCCGUGCGUGAUGGGAAGGAUUAUCCUCUUCCACCACCUGCAGCGUCUGCACACAGACGGUCACAUUCUCUCAGUCAGAAACCGGAGAUGUCGCCGCCACUCCCUCCUGCUAAUAGUAGUGCAAAUGGUAAUACUAGUGCCAACGCUAGUGCUAAUGCUUCCUCUGCCUCGGGUGCCGGGGCGCCAAUGUCGACUAUCAAUGAGCCAGACACGUCUAGCACGGCUGCUACUACUAAUGGGACUGCUAAUGGUGUCGCUAAUGCACCUACUCAUGCGAAUGGAAAGGGAGGGAUAGCGCACAAAUUCACCUCGUUCCUCCAUCGUCAAUCGUCACACGAGUGCGCACCGGGCGAUAUUCCGCGACAGAGAGUGAACAGCACGAACAGCUACAGAACGGCGAACCGCCUGAGCAUGCUCACCAAAAGCAGUAGCAAGGAUAGGGAGGGUUUGAAGGAGAAGGCGCACAACGAUGCAGUGAACAAGCUCGAAGGUGGAUCGCAUGGAAAUGGAAACAGCAAUGCACACAGUAAUGGCCAUCACUCACCGAACGGCCACCGCCGUGCUUAUACGGUGUCUGAGCAGAAAAGGGAGCACAAAUCAGCGCCAGUGCACCACGAUCGCACUCUGUCUUCAGGUCAGCCUAAAGCUACGACGGGCGUGCAGCAUACGGUUGGGCGCUACUCAGGUGUCGGGCCUUGGAUACAGUCGAGUAAUAAGAAGAGCGCACAGCAGCCACAUUCACACCAACAACAACAACAGCUGCAACCACCUGGCACGCCUACUGCUCUCGAAGUGAUGAGUCGAUCAAGCAGCCGCAGCAACGGAAACGGGAGCGGGAGUGGUAAUGCGAAUGGGAAUGAGAAUGGAGGAAAUAGUACCAGUAAUACUUCGCAAACUCAGCACACUCGGCAAACACCAGAAGAGGUGUUCGAUCCCGUCGAAGAACCCAAGGCAGUAUGGGGCAAGGGAUUGUUCUCUGUAGCUACAACAUCGACUAAAUCAUCCAACACGCUGCGCUCGGAAAUAGGCGACACACUAAGCAGAUUGGGUGUGAGCUAUAGGUUCACGCGCGCAGGCUUCGAGUGUAUACACCAGCCAUCCAUUUCCGUUGGAGGCGCAGGCAGUAAGCGUCUAGAGGGCAGCGUCGAUUAUUCGCUCAAAGACAAGGGUGACUCAAGUGAACAUAUGAAAUUUGGCAAGUUCGUCCGCAAGAAGAGCUCCAAGAUGUCGUUCAACAGCUCGAAGAAAGCAUCAAAUCAUGAUUUGGGCGAAGAGGUAGGCAAUGGGAGUGGAAGUGGAAGUGGUAAUGGGAAUGGAAACAAUCCCAGCGCGUCCAAAGUACGCUUUGAGAUUAAUAUAGUUAGGGUUCCUCUGCUGCUCGGUAUAAACGGGAUUCAGUUCAGACGCAUUACGGGGAAUAGCUGGAGCUAUAAAGCCGUUGCGCAGCGUGUGCUGGGAGAGUUGCAACUUUAG